UUGCAGGAUACUCUUAUAGCAUCAGUCGGUUGUAUUUUUAACAUAUAUAUAUAUAAAACUGUAGUAUUUCGGAAAUAUCUGCGAAAAUAAAUAGUUUAAUAAAAAAAUCAUGGAUAUCAAAGUAUGUAUAAUUUUGUUGAUCGGUGUCAUCCAAGGAAUACAAGGCAAGUAUGAAUUUGGGAGAGUCCUCGAAACAGCGCUGGACGCUGCGGUGCAAACGGACUUGGGGAAUACGUUUUAUGAAUACCCAUACGAUGGAACUGGGUAUUACGUUAAAACAGGAGGUCAUUCAAUGUACGACGGAUCACAUUUGACUUUUCAAAGUAACAAGGUAUCAUUUUCGGAAGUAAAUUUAAAUGGAGCAAUGGAAUACGGACGGGUUUACAGUUACCCGAACUAUGCUUUUGGGAGCAAAUCUACAUAUCCAUUUAUUGCAUUGAUGGCCAUAGAUAAUCAAGACGACGAAUUUCACAACUACAGACUGCAGGUAUCCGGCUACCCGACCGCGUUGGCGAGCGGCUAUUCAAUCACACACAGCGGCGUUCUUAUUGUUGACCGAACAAAAGUCCAUUAUUACGUCAUAGAGUACUACAGCGACUUCAAUCCAACCGUUUGUGAGAUUUACUUCACGAUAGAGAAAAGCGAAACACCGGAUUACGAAUUUGUUGUUGAAGCUAAAAGUGACAACGAUUCGUUCAGUAUAAAUGUAGCUAGAAUAAGCGGGAAACCAAAAGACACUCUGCUCGUUUAUAUUCCAAUAUCGAAAUCCGCUGCAGAACCAUUGAAAACGACAGACAUACAUAAUAUUAUCGUCCCAACCGUCCGUUCCUUCAGCAAAGUUGCAGAAAUAUCGUCCACUGGCUCUGAUUACGUCACGUCGUUGUUGCGAGUGUUUGAAGAAGAAACUGCUCCAGAGAUAAGAGAUAAUGUCGCACAUUUGGUUUUUCCACAUAGUGAAAAUGGUUUAUCCAGUUCUAGUGAUAAUGCUGUUUACGAGACGUGGGGAAACAAAGUAAAGUUGCUUUUGUAUUUGUUGCUAAGUAUGCGGAUUGUUUCUUCUGAAGACAUUUACAACACCCAGAGAAUAUUAUUUUACAACCAAAAUAAAUGCUACCCUGAGUUCUGUGUUGGUAGCAGAGCAACUCAUCCAUUCAUUGCCUUGAUGUGGAUUGACAAUCCUGAUUAUAAUGUUUAUUCAAUGAAGGUCACUAGCUUUGCAAACGUAUAUGGAAAUGAAUCAUACACAGAAUAUCAUGGUUGCUUUGAUGUUAUGGGUUCUAAUGUCACAUAUGAUGUCACACAUUUAUAUGACAGAAUACAUCCAAGUAUAUGUGAAGUUUACUUUCAAGUUUCAAACCCAAAGGACUGGCAUUCAGAAGCAAUAGACAGCCAUUAUGAUGUCACAUUCGAAAACACUUAUUACUUGACAAACACGAUUGUAUUCAGUGGAAGAAUCAGGAGAACCUUGGUUGGAUAUUUCUUGUUGUCCAGAUAUCCAGGCGUUGGUCUGAUUCAGGAAUCUGAAGUGAAAGAAGCACUUACAAAAAUUGUUGGUUCAAUUACAAACUCCUUGCAAGAUUUGAACAUAGAAAGAGAUGAGUCAACCAAACGUAAGAUUCCAUCUCAACCAGAUUACACGAAUGCAACUCACAUAGUGAGCACUCCAGUAAAAAGGGAAGAAAUUACAAAAGCGAAAGAAACAGAAACAAAAGAAAUUAAAAUUAUCGCUAUUGAAAGUAACAUUGACUUAGGAGAACACAAUGAACAUUUACAAGAUUACACCAGCUCUAUAUUUCCAGUAGAAAACAUAGGUUAUAUGCAAUGGGAUUCUGUCAACGAUCGCAGAAGAAACAAUGAGCAAGUAAGAUUCCGGCGAGAAAUACUGGAUUUAUUUGAGUCUUCAGGUUCAGGUGAAACUACUACAGUAACAGAUUCGCCCACAACAGCUGAAACAACUACAGCGGAAUUGGGUUCGGGUGAAACCACGACAGACAGAGAAACAACAGCAGAGCCGACCACACCUGGAUCUUCUAAUACUACUUCACUACCAUUAAAUGAAACAACCACAAUAGAAACAACAGCAGAGCCGACCACACCUGGAUCUGAUAUUACUACUUCACUACCAUUAAAUGAAACAACCACAAUAGAAACAACAGCAGAGCCGACCACACCUGGAUCUUCUAAUACUCCUUCACUACCAUUAAAUGAAACAACCACAAUAGAAACAACAGCAGAGCCGACCACACCUGGAUCUGAUAUUACUACUUUACUACCAUUAAAUGAAACAACCACAAUAAUUGAGGUCACCACGCCAAAACCAGUUGUAACAACUACAUCAGUUGAGGCCACCACACCAAGACCAGUUGUAACAACUACACCAGUUGAGGUCACCACACCAAGACCAGUUGUAACAACUACACCAGCAUCAUGUCUAUCAACAUGUGAUGGUUGUGAUGGUCCCUGUAGCCGACCCUCCACAACAGCUGAAUGUGUUUGUCAAUGUAUUGCUGGAUACAUACCUAAGACACCAUCAGCACUUGGAUGUCAACCAGUUGUCUGUGAUGAGGAGACAUUACUCUACCCCUUUGAAAACUCUACAAAUGUGACCUUCCCAGCUACACAAGCAGGUUUUACUGCUAUCUCUAACAACAAGUGCCCGGUUAAUUCAUCAAAUGCUGGAAAACCAUAUGGCAACAGAAGAUGUUAUUUAAAUGGAACCUGGGCAACACCUACUUGGCUUACAAGUUGUAGUGUUACUCUUGAGAACAUCUGGAAUGAUGUUCGUGAUAGUCCAAUAAAUACUCCUGAGCAGCGCCAACAAGUGGCGAACGAUCUUGAAGUCAUCACAUCAGUUUCAGCGGAUCUUACAACAACGGAUGUCACUCAGACAUCUGAAGCUCUGACAGAGAUUGUCAACACAACUACACUUACUCCAGAGACAUCGAGUUCAGUUGUAGCAACUGUUGGAAAUUUACUUGAAGUUCCUGAAGAUCAGUUACAAGAGAGCGGUCAAACCCAAGAGAUCCUGGCAACAUUGGAUUCAGUUGGUGAGAAGGUGGAAGUGGAUGAGGGAGAGGAAUAUACAGAAGUAAGCGGCAGUGUUGCCAUUGCUGUUGUACAACCUACUGAACAAGAUGCAGAUCUAGGUAUAGGUUAUGGAGUAACACCUUUAUCCAUUCAAAAUCAAGUUGGAUUCAGAUCAGACCAACUUUCUACAUAUCUUGCGGCUCCUAAUACUACAAUGAAUUCAUUUAUCACCAUUCCUAAAUCAGCAAUAAGCGAUCUUGCAGAUCGACGCAUCAGUUUUGUUGCGUUUCCAGAUGACAAAUUGUUCCGUUCCAAUUCUUCGAGUACAUUUACUAUGUUUAACAAUGUCACUGUUAAUUCUGAUGCUGUGUUGUCGGCUACUGUGGUCAAUGCAAAUGGACCUUUGAAUAACCUUGAUCCACCUGUUGAAUUGGGUUUUGGAACCACUACGGGUUUGAUUGCAGGUAGAAGUGUUUGUGUUUAUUGGGAUGAAGUGACACUUACUUGGUCAGAUGUGGGUUCUGUAAUCACCAAUUCCUCAAACACCACGUUGACUUGUACAUUUAACCAUCUCACCAACUUUGCAACUUUGUUUUUGCCUGGAGAUGAUACCAGCAUCAGUAAUUCACAUGUUCUUGAUAUCUUGACUGUGGUUGGUUGUUCCAUCUCCGGUGCCUCUUGUCUCCUCCUCAUUCUCAUCUUCAUCUUUGUUCCAAAAACACGUCUUAAAGGUCGUAAGAAGGGGGCUAUUCUUCUUGCCAAUCUCGCGACUGCGAUUCUUCUUCUUGAUAUUUUCCUCAUUGUGAGCGAGCAAGAGAUUGUGACAUCAUCGAUGACAUCAUGCCUUGCUGUGUCAGUGCUUACCUACUUCUCCAUGAUGAGUGUUUUCACUUGGAUGAUGGUGGAAGGUUUCAGCAUUGCUUCUAUUAUCAUCUAUCCAUUUAAAACUCGAGGAAAGUUAUUUGGUAACUGGUUCAUGAUUGCUUCAUGUUUGUGGGGUUGGUUGCUACCAGCGUUGGUUAUCAUGUUCACCACAAUCUUUAACAUUGAUAUGUACAAGAGAACAGAUGGAGAGUGUUACAUUCAGCCAGGGCUAGUGUUGUAUGCUGUUCUUAUACCAGCAGCUAUAACACUUGGUGUAAAUCUGAUGUUGUAUGUCUUUCUAACUUAUAAAGUGACCUGUGCAAAACGACCAAACUUUAUGGCUGGCAAGUCGAAAGAUUUACAAAAAAAUUUGCUUUUCUCGUUAACUUUGUUUGUCACGCUUGGAUUAACAUGGAUCUUUGGUUUCGUCAUCAUUCCAGGAAAUGGGGAUGCAAGUUUUGCUUUCUCCGUUUUAUUCACUGUGUUUAACUCAUUACAAGGUUUCUUCCUGUUCUUGCUGUAUGUGGUUCGUCAGAAGUUUACUAGGUCUGCCAUAUCUGAACAAGCACGCAGAAUCUCAACAUAUGCAAUCCCAACAACCAGGACAACUCAGUCAUCACGGCCCUCAACACGUCACAUUUCAUCAUCGACGUCAUUUCACGAAAACGACGCAUUUGAAGAAGAAAUCGAAAAUUGGAGAAGCGAGGCUUCAGUAGUGCAGCAGGGAGCUCGCUAAGUCGACCUUACUGUCUACAAAGUGGUGUUUAUAACUUGAUAUAUGCGAAUCUAUGAAGCAGAACAUUGAUCCCAUCCAUGUUAAACUCUGCUGAAGUUUCGGAAGUUGACGCAUUGACUGCACAGAUUCUUACUCAAUGUAAAAUCAGAUUACUAUUAAUAGAUUGGAAAAGGUCUGCGAAGCGAAGGUGUUGAAUGUACAAAUUUGAAACUUACAAGCCCACCUGUUUAGUACCUUGUAGCACUUCUAACAUACAUCAAGCGUACUCGUAAUUUAUUAUUUUAUUAUCGUGAUAAAUGUAGACGUAAUCUUCGAA
This is a messenger RNA of Ciona intestinalis (vase tunicate), 4943 nucleotides long. Lineage: Eukaryota; Metazoa; Chordata; Ascidiacea; Phlebobranchia; Cionidae. The record is from RefSeq and is a predicted model, not a curated record.